CUGAAAAGGAUGAGAAAACGCAGCUGUGUUUUGUUUUCUCUGCACUCGUUCUCAUCGAGAUGAGGCCAGCAAAGCGAAGAAGAAGACAAUAGGGGGCAGAGAAAAUGCUGAAAUCAGGAAACGGUUAAAAGAAUAAACAAUCUCCUUUCCCGUGUGAUGUGCAAACCGAGCAACGCCACCUUAUCGACGGCGAUCGUAGCGGAAAAGGUUAUUUCCGCCGUAGCCGACGGCUCGCCAUUAUACACUCUUCUUCCCAUGUCGAAUAUGUGGAAGAAGAAAACAAUAGGGGCAGAGAAAGACAACAAGUAUCUUUUACUGCCAUCCGUUUCAGAAGCAAUCAAGGAGGCUGCUCUGCUUUUUUAUCUCUCGUUCCCCAUCGCCCUCACUGCUCUUUUCCUUUACUCCCGUUCAAUUGUUUCCACGCUCUUUCUUGGAUUCCAUGGCAAUCUUCCGCUUGCCGCCGGAUCGAUGGCCCUCGCUUUUGCGAACAUCACAGGAUACUCUGUUCUCUCCGGGCUGUCUCUUGGCAUGGAGCCGCUCUGUUGCCAAGCUUUCGGAGCCAACCAACAUAAGCUACUUUCCCUAACGCUAUACCGCUCCAUUCUCCUUUUGCUCUGCUCAUCCAUACCAAUUUCGUUUCUCUGGAUAAAUAUGUCAAAAAUCCUUGCUUUCCUUGGCCAGGACCAGGAAAUCAUUGCUCUGGCACAAAGUUACAUCCUAUUCUCUCUCCCCGACCUCUUCUCCUUCUCCCUCAUCCACCCGAUCCGCAUCUUCCUCCGUUCGCAGGGCAUCACCCGUCCUCUCACCUUCGCCGCCGCCAUUGCUGCCGCCGUCAACCUACCGGCGAGCCUCAUCCUAGUAACUUACCUGCGGCUUUUCGUCGCCGGGGGGGGGGCGGCGGCCCCCGCCCCGGGGGGGCCCGCCGCUUCCGCCACCUCCAACCUCGCCCUUCUCUUUUUCCUCUGCUUCUACCUCCGUUUCGGCUACUGCGGAUUCAAUCCAAGCAGCCCAACAAUGGAGUGGGCCACCGAGUGGGGCCCGCUAGCACGCCUUGCGGCGCCCAGCUGCGUCUCUGUCUGCCUCGAGUGGUGGUGGUACGAGCUCAUGAUUCUACUCUGCGGACUGCUUCCAGAUCCUAAGCCGGCCGUCGCAUCUGUUGGUGUUCUGAUUCAAACAACCGCUCUGCUUUAUGUCUUCCCUUCCUCAUUGGGCUUCGGCGUAUCGACGAGAGUUGGGAACGAGCUCGGCGCAAACCGGCCGGAAAAGGCACGGUCGGCGGCCGCUGUGGCAGUGGUGGUUGUUGCAGCCGGAAUGGGGCUCGCAGCCAUGUGCUUUACUACUGGGAUAAGGAAUAAAUGGGGAAAGAUGUUCACUAGCGAUGGCGAGAUCUUGCGGUUGACGGCCGCGGCGCUGCCCAUUAUCGGGCUUUGCGAGCUGGGAAACUGCCCGCAAACAGUGGGUUGUGGGGUAUUGCGCGGGAGCGCGAGGCCUAGCCAUGCGGCCCAUAUCAACUUGGGGGCUUUCUAUCUUGUUGGCAUUCCCGUUGCAGUCGGAUUGGGAUUUGGGCUUGGUAUUGGCUUCUGUGGAUUGUGGAUGGGUUUGCUCGGGGCCCAGAUCUGUUGCGCUGGGCUCAUGCUUUAUUUUGUGUGGAAUACGGAUUGGGAGGCGCAGGCCCGUCGGGCGCAGAUAUUAACGUGCGCACCUACCUCUGUUAUUGUAACGGCCGGCGAACUGGAGAUGGGAAAGGAAACGGAGGAGAAUUGUUUUGAGCCGUUGGUUUCGAUCGGGGUUGCAGAGUUUGAGAGGUGAAGUGGUAUUGAAUUAAUGUUAGUUUCUUCUUGAGAUGUGAAAAUUGGUCUUUUUCUCUUUUUUUUUUUUUAUUUAAAGCAUUUUUUUUAUUGGGUGGUGGUUAUUAUUAGGUAAGAGGGAUGUCUACAGAUUAUUUUGGUAUUGGGGUUUUUUUUAUGCAUUCUUGCUUCAUUUAUUUUUGGGCGAACGAUGUACAGAGGAGAAAUAUUUGCGAUGUAAGAUGUAAGCAGAGUUGCAUACAUAUUUACUUAUUAAGAGGGUACAGAUAGGUUACACUUAGGUUACAGGAAGAAUUAUAAAGGGUAUAACUUAAGUAUAACAUACAUGUACCCUCCUAAUAACCUAAUAAGUACGGAACUCUGCAGACGUCUUACGUACGCAAAUAUUUCUCUGUACGGAAAUGAUUGGAGGAAAAUGAAAAG
Phalaenopsis equestris is the source of this 2231-nucleotide messenger RNA. RefSeq names its product protein DETOXIFICATION 51-like. Lineage: Eukaryota; Viridiplantae; Streptophyta; Magnoliopsida; Asparagales; Orchidaceae. The transcript has a single exon. Gene Ontology annotation, cellular component: membrane. Gene Ontology annotation, molecular function: antiporter activity; xenobiotic transmembrane transporter activity. Gene Ontology annotation, biological process: xenobiotic detoxification by transmembrane export across the plasma membrane. The record is from RefSeq and is a predicted model, not a curated record. The coding region runs from base 157 to 1809 and encodes 550 amino acids.